AUGGUUCUUCAAGUGUCAGUGUUGCAGAAUCUGCAGGGCAAACCCAAGAGCACGGUGCUCGUCAACCUCAGUCUAUCCAACGAGUCACCCCUAACCACCUCGGCAGCGCACGCCACAUGUUGCGGUUCCUCCCCAUUGGGGUUCCCUCAACUGAAAGCGGAUAUGGAGAAGCAGGCGCAAGUUCUUGUAGCACAGAUGGCGGCCCCAAAAAUAGUGAGGAUAUUGACGCAUGCGCUUCCGAGUAUUGAAAUGCGAGCGUUCGAUGUCUUGACUGGCAGAAAUGUCAGAUUGAGUGAGAGUGCGGAGUGGGACGAUGACGGCGAGGCUAUCGAGGACGAAGUGUCGGACGAGGAGUCCGAGAUUUCGGACCUUUCCUCAGACGAGGAUGGAUAG
This is a messenger RNA of Parastagonospora nodorum SN15, 393 nucleotides long. RefSeq lists its product as hypothetical. The record is from RefSeq and is a predicted model, not a curated record. The transcript is spliced from 2 exons. Bases 1 to 393 code for a protein of 130 amino acids. NCBI's taxonomy places the organism in Eukaryota, Fungi, Ascomycota, Dothideomycetes, Pleosporales, Phaeosphaeriaceae.